Messenger RNA from Solanum lycopersicum (tomato), 2314 nucleotides. Lineage: Eukaryota; Viridiplantae; Streptophyta; Magnoliopsida; Solanales; Solanaceae. The record is from RefSeq and is a predicted model, not a curated record.
AAAUUUGAGACCGUUUUUUUCUCCCAAAAUCAGGGUUUUCAUCAAGCUUCUUUCUCAGAUUUUGAUUUACUCGUUUGUCGAUCUUCAUUGCAUAUAAUGGAUUGAAUUUCGCAAAUUGUGUGUGUGAUUCGGCAAAUUGAUCAAAUAUGAGGAGAGGCAUGAGUACUGAAUGUGAUGAACAGCCCACUCGUAAACAGAUGCGAUCUGGGUGCUGGAGAUGUUUAGUAAAGAUUGGCUUGUUUGAUGGGGUAUUGUCCUUGGUAAAUGUUGCAUCCAACUGCUUGUACCUUUGACACGUAGUUUACAUGAUAUGCUUCAGUUUUAAAAUCAUAAUUUUGAUGUGUUUUCAUUUUUCUUUGUAUGUGACACCCGCAUUGAGACUUAUUCGAGUGAAAGGGAAACAGAAUGAGAUAUACAGUGAUGGGGGCCAAAGCCUAAAUUGCAGCAGCAGAGCCCAAAAAAUGUGGGCAGGUCGCCAUGCGGAGAAAUUGAGGGCUUUCUGCUCAUAGAGAAGCUGCAAUACCAAUGGGGGAGUUCGAUGAUGGAGAGUAUGCAGGGAUUAAUGAGGUUACAUCACCCAGAGAAAAUAAUGCUAGGAAAGUUUCAGUCUUGCCUUUACUUUUCCUCAUUUUCUAUGAGGUUUCUGGUGGUCCUUUUGGUGUUGAGGACACUGUGCGGGCAGCUGGUCCUCUUCUUGCUCUUUUGGGGUUCUUGGUUUUCCCAUUCAUAUGGAGUGUCCCUGAGGCAUUGAUUACAGCUGAAAUGGGCACCAUGUUCCCUGAAAAUGGUGGUUAUGUUGUGUGGGUUUCAUCGGCUUUAGGUCCUUAUUGGGGCUUUCAGCUAGGUUGGAUGAAAUGGUUGAGUGGAGUCAUUGACAAUGCACUUUACCCUGUUUUGUUCUUGGAUUAUCUGAAAUCAGCCAUCCCUGCAUUAGGUGGUGGGCUUCCUAGAGUACUAGCGGUUUUGGUCCUUACUGUGGUUCUUACUUACAUGAACUACAGAGGCUUAACUAUUGUAGGAUGGGUUGCUGUUUCGCUUGGUAUACUGUCAAUUCUUCCUUUUGUGGUUAUGGGGCUCAUUUCGAUUCCCAAAUUAAGGCCUUCAAGAUGGUUAGUGGUAGAUGUACAAAGUGUUGAUUGGAACUUGUAUCUGAAUACUCUCUUCUGGAAUCUAAAUUACUGGGACUCAAUCAGUACUCUUGCUGGAGAAGUACAUAACCCAAAGAAGACUCUACCUAAAGCUCUCUUUUAUGCUGUUAUUCUAGUUGUUCUGUCCUACUUUUUCCCUUUGUUAAUUGGUACCGGAGCUAUUCCUCUUGAGCAUGACUUAUGGACUGAUGGCUAUUUCUCUGAUAUUGCGAAAAUACUGGGUGGAGUCUGGCUCAGAGUUUGGAUUCAAGGGGCAGCUGCAGCGUCAAAUAUGGGAAUGUUUGUGGCCGAGAUGAGCAGCGACUCUUUUCAGUUACUUGGUAUGGCAGAGAGGGGUUUGCUGCCUGAGUUCUUCUCUAAGAGAUCUCGUUACGGAACUCCUUUAUUUGGGAUCCUCUUCUCAGCUUCUGGUGUGAUUUUACUGUCAUGGCUGAGCUUUCAAGAGAUAGUAGCUGCAGAAAAUUUCUUGUAUUGCUUUGGCAUGAUCUUGGAAUUUAUAGCAUUUGUAUUGUUAAGGAUGAAGUAUCCCCAUGCACCACGCCCGUUCAAGAUACAUGGGGGAACUGUUGGAGCCAUCCUACUGUGUAUACCUCCAACCAUUCUCAUAUGUGUUGUUUUGGCCUUGUCUUCAUUCAAAGUCAUGGUUGUAAGCCUUGCCGCCGUUGCAAUUGGUUUGGUGAUGCAACCUUGUCUUAAGCUUAUCGAGAAUAAGAGAUGGUUGAAGUUCUCUAUUAGUUCUGAUCUUCCUGAUGAUAUUACAACACAUGAACCUUUACUUCGUUGAUUCCCUAAUAAGUGCUUUAUAAGGUACAACUACUCCACUAAUCAUGACAUCAGUGAUAAUAUGGAAGCUUUAAAUGCAGAAUUAUCAUGGAAUGCAUGAAAAACAGUGUGAAACCGGUAGAAGUGGUUGUCGAGGUUUGGAUGAACCUUCUCUUUAAAAAUCUUAUCGAAGCUUCUAAUCUUGUAAGCUUUAUUUGCCUCGCUCUUGUACCUAUUUUUUCAGUGUUUGUAGCUACAAUUUCUAGAGCAUCAAUAGCAGAACAGGUUUAUCGAAGGUUUAAUGAUCCUUUUUCUCUUUAUGGAUCUUAUAGCGGUAGCUUCUACUUUUGUAUUCUGUAUUUCCCAUCAUUUGUGCCUAUAUAUAUUUGUGUCAAGUAGUAUAA